GUAACGAACGACAUUACAGCCAUGGCGGACAAUUCUAGUCACAUCAAAGAAUGGGAGACUCGAGCAGAUGCCUUCAAUUCUCCCAAUUUGAAGCAAUUGGAGGCACCGAUGGCGGAGCUCGAUGCACAUCUCACACUGCGCACAUACAUAGUUGGCUACACUCUCACAGACGCGGAUACCACAGCUUGGAAGGCAUUGCGCAGCAACAGAGUUGCUUUUGCGUUCCUGAGACAAAAUCUUAUGGUCAACCUAAGCAGAUGGUUCAACUUCAUCGAGGCGACAGCUCAGCCAACGAUCGAACUUGUUACACGACCUGGCAAGGAGGCCGUUUCAGACGGAGCCAGCUAUGAGAUCGGGUUGCCAGAUACAGAGCAAGGCGUCGUUACUCGAUUCCCGCCGGAGCCUUCGGGCUAUCUGCAUAUCGGUCAUGCCAAAGCAGCCCUUCUUAAUGACUAUUUUGCACACAAGCGGUACAAUGGCAAAAUGAUUGUUCGCUUCGACGAUACCAAUCCAACCAAGGAGAAGCAGGAAUAUCAGGACGCGAUUUUGAAAGACUGCGAGCUACUCGGCAUCAAGCCGGAUCGAGUCACCUACACCAGCGACUACUUCGAGGAUCUCUACAAGCGCGCUGUGCAGAUGAUCACAGACGGCCAUGCAUAUGCGGACGAUACACCACAAGAACAACUUCAGGAAGAGCGCAGGAACCGCAUUGAGAGCAAACAUCGUAAUGAUGCUGUAGCAGACAGUCUUGCGCAUUUCGAAGAGAUGAAAGCAGGUACAGCGGAGGGAACACGAUGGUUCAUUCGUGCGAAGCUGGACAUGAGCAGCGACAACGGUGCCCUACGAGACCCUGUGAUCUACAGAUGUAACCCACAAGCGCAUCACCGAACAGGUACCACUUGGAAGAUUUACCCAACCUAUGACUUUGCCUGCCCCGUCGUCGACUCCGUGGAAGGCAUCACUCAUGCUCUGAGAACCACAGAAUACAACGAUCGUGACGCACAAUAUCAAUGGUUUAUCAAAACAUUGAACCUGCGACCUGUACACAACUGGAACUUCUCGCGCAUGAACUUCAUCAAAACAUUCCUGUCGAAGCGAAAACUCACCAAGGUUGUGGAUGAGGGCAAAGUUUGGGGAUGGGAUGAUCCUCGAAUGCCAACAGUGCGGGGGAUAAUUCGACGAGGCAUGACAAUUCCUGCGCUGCAGGAAUUCAUCAUCAAACAAGGACCGAGCAAGAACAUCAACUUGCAGGACUGGGCUCUCUUCUGGGCCACAAAUAAGAAGCACAUCGAUCCGAUUGCGGCGAGAUACACAGCUGUAGUAUCGAAGGACAAGGUCGUUUGCACUGUGGUGGGUGCUCCAGAGGCACCACGUACGGAGGAGAAGGAUCUACACGCAAAGAAUCCUGACGUUGGUAAGAAAAAGGUUGUUUCCAGCAAGAACAUCAUACUCGACCAAGAAGAUGCACAGUCGUUCGCGGUGGACGAGGAGAUUACACUAAUGAACUGGGGAAACGCCAUUGUACGCAAAAAGACACAUUCGCUAAAACCCCUGAACUUGGUCAAGGCUGAAGAAGAUAAGACCGUCACUGGUCUGGAGCUCGAGCUGCAUCUGCAAGGCGAUGUGAGGAAGACCUCCAAGAAGGUGACAUGGCUGUCGACCGACCAGGAGCUUGUUCCUCUCACUAUGUACGACUUUGACUAUCUGAUCGCCAAGGACAAGCUGGAAGAGGAUGACAAGUUGGAAGACGUCUUGACAAAGGAUACCGAGUUCAAGACAGAGGCUUUGGCUGAUUGCAAUGUCGCCAACUUGAAGGAGGGCGACAUUGUUCAAUUCGACCGGAAAGGAUACUUCAGGAUCGAUCGACCUUUGAGACAUGGUGAGAGUGUCGUGGCCUUCCAGAUCCCAACAGGCAAGAAGACGUAG
This is a messenger RNA of Dissoconium aciculare CBS 342.82, 1926 nucleotides long. RefSeq names its product glutamyl-tRNA synthetase. Gene Ontology annotation, molecular function: glutamate-tRNA ligase activity; ATP binding. The transcript has a single exon. NCBI's taxonomy places the organism in Eukaryota, Fungi, Ascomycota, Dothideomycetes, Mycosphaerellales, Dissoconiaceae. Gene Ontology annotation, cellular component: cytoplasm; methionyl glutamyl tRNA synthetase complex; cytosol. Gene Ontology annotation, biological process: glutamyl-tRNA aminoacylation; translation. The annotation marks the transcript as partial. The record is from RefSeq and is a predicted model, not a curated record.